AUGGUUCGAAGACGUACGGCAUCCUCCGUACCUGACCGCCCGGAAGCACUCUUUUCCAAGCGGCAUUGGCAGGCCUGUCCAAUUGGUUCGAGAGUGAUUCAUUUUUCUGGGCCUAGCACCGAAACAGUUCCAAAGGAUCCGCGAAAGAAGUUAUGUAUCAGCCUGCAUUAUCUUCUUUUGGGAGAAGCUACGUCAGCCGCUCCAACAAACGCCAACAUGAGAGCUGUCUUUCUCGCCCCCAAGUGGCCUGCGGCGCCAUGUUCUCUCCGCGUGGCAUCAACAAGGGAAAUCCUGGAUGUGUCCACGAGAGCCAACAUUAUGUGCCUUAUUAUAGACGGGGGAGGCCGAGUUUUGCACAGCAUCUUGGGUUGGGCCAGGAAAGAAAAAGAAAAGCGAGAGGGGAAGGGGAUGACAGACGACAGACGACAGAUACGUGCGUCUUUGAUGUGCGUGGCACAAGCCCGGGCAUAA
Molecule: messenger RNA, 471 nt
Organism: Microsporum canis CBS 113480
Lineage: Eukaryota; Fungi; Ascomycota; Eurotiomycetes; Onygenales; Arthrodermataceae
Exons: 2
Coding region: 1-471 (156 amino acids)
Source: RefSeq, a predicted model, not a curated record